Fomitopsis serialis is the source of this 1584-nucleotide messenger RNA. RefSeq names its product AMP-binding protein. NCBI's taxonomy places the organism in Eukaryota, Fungi, Basidiomycota, Agaricomycetes, Polyporales, Fomitopsidaceae. Gene Ontology annotation, biological process: secondary metabolite biosynthetic process; amino acid activation for nonribosomal peptide biosynthetic process. The transcript is spliced from 7 exons. Gene Ontology annotation, molecular function: phosphopantetheine binding. The record is from RefSeq and is a predicted model, not a curated record. Bases 1 to 1584 code for a protein of 527 amino acids. Gene Ontology annotation, cellular component: cytoplasm.
AUGAAGGCCAAGAGCUCCUGGAAGGAUACAGCCACCAACGUCUUCCACACACUGGUGUCGAGUUGUCUAUACUCCCGACGCUUGUCCACCGAAUACAGUGUCCUCACCACACCUCGACUUCCUCUCGCUUACGAAUGCAUCCAUCAUGCCAUUCUCACUCAUGCUCGACGCCACCCAGGAUGCAGCGCUGUUGUCGACUACACUGGUCAGGAAAUUUCCUAUGGCGAACUCGACCUACUCUCGCGCACACUGGCGACGUCUCUGCAAGCACAAGGCAUAGGGAGGGGGAGCCUCGUCUGCCUUCUAGUCGAACGUUCUAUCGUACAAGUUGUGGCGAUCGUAGCUGUUCUUCGGGCGGGCGCCGCCUACGUUCCUCUAGACGGCGCCACAAUCACUGACCACGCACUCGACGCAGUGGUGGCUGACGCACAGCCAUCCCAUAUACUCUUCUCCGAAUGCUUCAAAGAGCGCACCUCCCGGUUGCCCCACGGGACUUGCUUGGAGACAGCUGUGACCGAGUGUCGCCAGACAAGUCCAACGCCAGGGGCAGCUCCUCGGGACGAUGCCCAGUCAAGUGACCUCGCCUAUGUUAUAUACACAUCUGGAACGACUGGGGUGCCGAAGGGUGUUAUGGUGACUCACAGGAACGUCGUCAAUUUGCUGUGCUCGCACCCCGGCAAUCUAGGCAUAUCAGCUGGAACGCGCGUCGGGCAGCUUUUAAAUGUUGCGUUCGACAUGUGUGCCUGGGAAGUGCUCGGAUGCCUCGCCAACGGUGGGACACUGUACUUGCGUGGCCCUCACCGUUCAGACUGGAUCAAAGUCAUGCGUAGCGUCGAAGUUCUGAUCAGCACACCUUCAAUUCUCAGCGAGCACAGGGCAGAGGACUAUCCGAACAUUCGAGUCGUGGCAACCGCAGGGGAACCGAGUACCCAACAGUUGGCCGACGAGUGGUCGAAGACGGCGGUCUACUACAACUGCUGCGGCCCCACCGAGGUCACUAUUGUGAACACUAUGCACCGCCACGCGCGUGGCGCGCCGCUGACAAUAGGACGGCCGACGCCCAACAACGCGGUAUACGUUCUGGAUGAACAGCUACAGCCCGUUCGGCGCGGUGACACGGGAAUCAUGUGGGCGGGUGGGCUUGGAGUGUGCCGAGGAUACCUCAAUCGACCCGCACUGAACGCAGCAAAGUUUAGGCCCGACCCGUUCCGUAAAGAAAGCGCAAGUAUGUACAACACAGGGGAUCUUGGCCGACUACAAGAAGACGGGGAUCUGGAGCAUAUCGGACGUGUAGAUGAUCAAGUUAAGGUCAAGGGCUUCCGGGUGGAGUUGGAUGGUGUGUCGGCAGCGAUGCGCUCGUGUCCAGGCGUAUCGUCGGCAUGUGCAUUGCUCAUCGGUCAAGAGAUCUACGGGUUCUACACACCUGAGACAGUCCGUCAAGAGGAUGUCCAAGAGGUGACUGCUAGCAUCCAUCCAUGCUACGCCAUUCCGCAGUAUUUUUGUCCGCUCGCAAGCAUGCCGUUGACCAGUAACGGUAAAGUGGACAAGCGCAUGCUCAAUUGUAUGGGCACGCGAAGUAGAUAG